AUGGAUUCACAACUUAAAUAUGUCAUAAUUUUAUUUUUGAAUAUGCUUGAAUAUUCAUCAGGAAUAGUAUAUAAUAAAGGUAAUAUGAAGAAAAGCUUUGCUUGUUCCAGUGAAACCUACCCCAAAGACAAUGAAAUAAUCAAGCUGUUUCUUUCCUUGGACAACUUGGUAAUUAACUGUUUUUUCCAAACUGGAGAUGAACGUACUUCAAAGGGAUUGCUGAGUGUGUUCACAUCUGGAGGACUUGCUCCCAGCCUGGAAAUCCUAAAUAGUACUUACCAGGGCAUCUUCCACUUCAAUUUGACUUUGUUCAGUGACCGGAUUUUCUGGUUAAUUGAUAUUCCUAGAGAAAACAUCACAAGAAACACAGAUAUUGCAGCUACAGAAGAAUGGCUAGUUAGGAUCUCUUUACAUCAAGGAUUAAAUAUUUAUACUACUGAAGGAACUCUGUUGGACAGAGUUCGAGAACCUAUUCUUCAGUGGACUCUUGGAACUGUAAUGACCCUAGACCAGGUCAAGGAAUUAUAUCCACAUGUACUAGAUAUCAAAGUGGCAAAGUGCCCCUGUGCCAAUGAUGUAGCAUUAAUCACCUUUGUUUUGAAUUCCACAUAUAAUGGUGUUUAUGUCGGCGUCACCUUCUCUGGAUUCUGGUAUUACGAGGAUAUUACGUGGUAUAAUAUGACAGAAAUCAUCUAUUCGAAACUUCAGGAAGAACAUUCAAAGCUUACAGCAAUAGACAUGGUCUUAACAAAUCAUUAUUUAGUUAUCCUCACCUCUUUGGGUCUUUAUGUAAGUAAAGAUCUGCGCCAGCCAACCACCAAGCUCAUACAGCUCACAAGGGCAGACUUUUGUGGCUUUGAAAGGGUUGACUAUAUCAAAGGAAAGUUGUGGUAUAGUGAAAGAUGUUUUGCUAACAGAGAAAAAUUUGAAGUUGACUAUGUUACUAUCACCUUUGACAGGAAUAGGACCCUAAGUGAGGCAAGCGCUUGCUUUUUUAGUGAAGAACCAUUCCUUGCCUGGACACCUUGCAUAAGUUAUAAUUCCAGAAGUGUAAGAUCUUUUCCAAGGGUGGUAACAUUUCUUGUUGACCCAGAGCAAAAUACUGGCAUUUACCUCUUCCAUGAUUUGACUACCAAACGUACCAUGGUUACUGUGAAUGUUCUAAAGAAUAACCAACCAAGUCUCCAAGUCAAAUUUCCUCCUUUCAGGUUUCCUGCACUAUUCACUAACCCUCAAGGGAUGGUAUUUCAUCCCCGAAGCCACUUUCUAUAUGUAUAUGGCAACCAGGUAUGGCUUUCAUUGGAUGGCGGCAACAAUUUCGAGCUCCUCUGUGAUUUUUACAAUACUAUCAUAAAGAGCACUUCCCAUAGCUUUUAUACUUCAGAUAUUGUUCUAGUUUCCAAAAACGGGAGGAUUUACUUGACCAAGGCAGGAAUGCAAAUAUACACUGGAAUUGGAAAAUUUGAUGACCCAGUUUUCGUAAUAUAUUAUGAUCAUUUGGGAUUCAUACAUAAACUAACUCCAGACCACUUUGAAACUGGUGAAAAAGUUGGAGCCUUGGGAAGUUCUACAAGUAUUUUUCAAUCGGCUCCUGAUUUGGGCUUUGAGACUGCGCUUGCUCCACAGUAUAUCUCUCGUAAUGAGAUGGCUUUCUUUGCAUACGUACCUCUGAAUCAACCUCAGGACGUAAUACGCAGGAAGAGGUUUCGAAAUUUUCACUUUUCAAAACUGAUACAUUCUGGUAAAGCUGGAAUCGCUUAUGUGAAGCAGGUCCUGCACCAUGAAGAGCCUGUAGGAUUUUUAUCCUCAGUCCUUACUGAAGUGCUAGAACCCUUCGCAGUAGAAGAAGCAAAUGAGAGCUCUUGUUUGUAUAGCUCUCUUUCCUUUGAGGAGACUAGUACUUCCUCCUAUAAACUUGUUCUUGACCCACAAAACCCCAAUGCCUCAUUUCAAGCUAUGGAUAUAGAGAAGACAGUGGUCAUUCCUGGCUACAGCAGUUUCCUGAUCCUAGAGAUUAUAGAUACGAAGAAUGCUUUGGCUUUUGCUACUAUGCCUAGGAGUGUGCCCAAAAAUAUUACUUUUCUAACUGGCCAGUGGUUCUUACAUGACUUUGGAGAAAAGAAUGGACGAAAAUGGAAAAUAUUUGUGAGACCCUGUAAUUAUUUGCUACAGCAACUUGAUGAGGGUCAGUCCAUCAACUCUGUGAAAUACAUUGACGUGGGAAACACUCAGAAGAUCUCUGUUAAGGUCAUACCCAAAACAAAAGGUACUCGGACACUUACUAUCCCAUUGAUUAGAGUAGUAAUUGGAAACCCAAAUUUGUUGGAUGUUACAGUAAAUGGCUCUUUUGACAGUACUGAUAGUUAUUCAAUGGACAUUUCUGUGACUAGCAGAAGUUUACGUCAAGGUUCCACUUCACUGGCUUUGCUUAUGUGGGGAGCCUCGACCAUGUGCUUCGUGACCACGCUGGUGCCCACACUCAAAAGCAGCUGCAGUUACCUGAGGUCUAUGCGCCAUGUGCCCAGCACAGUCAUCCCGCCUGAGGACUGGAUUAGUGGAGAGCACCCAGACAGUCAGGGGUUCAACAUGAUCAAAACACUGCCAGUAAAUUACAGGCCUCCAUCCAAUAUGGGAAUUGCUAUUCCACUCACAGACAAUUUUUAUCAUGCAGAUCCUAGCAAACCCAUACCUAGAAAUCUGUUCCGCAAGUCACAGAUAACUGGGAAAUACAAACAGUGUGCUUUCGCCUCCAACCGGGAGGACUGUAAUUGCACAAAUGACCAGAAGCUUUCAUACUCUGUGGCUUUCUCCGAUUGCAAAGAAAAAGUUCCACGUUUUAAGUUUCCGGUCACACAAUAUCAAGUUUCCUUGGAAAUUUUCAGCGAGUACGGAAUUAUCCCGGUGAAACCUUCAUACCUGGUCACGGUGACCGAAGUGAACACGAGGAGGAACUGGGAACUAAAACACACUAUACCUGAAAGUAUUAAAAAAAUGAAAAACUAUUUAGAACCAGUUCUUCAAGCUUCAGUAUAUAAUCCUUUAGGUCUCAACCUAAGUAUAAAGGGUUCUGAGCUGUUUCACUUUAGAGUGUCUGUUGUUCCUGGGGUCACUUUCUGUAACUUAGUUGAAGAAUUUCAGAUCUAUGUUGACGAGGUGCCAUUGCCAUUUCCGGGACAUACCCUUAUUGCUGUGGCAACGGCUGUCGGACUUGGGGGAUUAAUUUUUAUGGUAUUUAUGUUCCAGCUGCGUAACAUCCACCCAGGGAAGGCACUUAAAAAGUGGAUUCAAAGAAACAAAGUGAAUGUGUCAAAUACCAGUGUCACAUAGCUGACUCAUAAACAAAACAUAGUGCAUUUGUCCAGAUGA
Messenger RNA from Perognathus longimembris pacificus (Pacific pocket mouse), 3366 nucleotides. It is a transcript of the gene Catsperb, whose product is annotated as cation channel sperm associated auxiliary subunit beta. Gene Ontology annotation, cellular component: cilium; CatSper complex. The record is from RefSeq and is a predicted model, not a curated record. The transcript is spliced from 27 exons. Lineage: Eukaryota; Metazoa; Chordata; Mammalia; Rodentia; Heteromyidae.